CCUCUGGCGUGGCUCAACGCAGGCUAGGUAACACCGCUUCCACUAACAUUCUCGAUUCUUCUGUUCGCAGCUCUGAGUCGUAUCAAUGUGAGCCAAGCAAACUGAAUGCAAAGCACAUCAGUAGACUAAGUCUUACUCAAAUCACCAAGAAAAUGUUGGCGCUAAGUCAAUCUAUGAAGAGUGAGUCAAGCAAUCCGUCUUUUCAAAGCACAGGUACAUUUCCUGCCCAGCAGACAACAAGCAACACGAAGAGUGUGGGCAAAAGCAGCUGGAUCCGUCCGACUCUAAAAGCUUCGAUGACCCAUGGGCAGAGGAACCUGGGCCCAAGUGAUCAGCAUCCCAAGCAAAGUCAAAAAGCCCAACAGAAUACAACUUGUGACUCCAUUAUCCACAGUCACCUUACUCCAAGAUCGGGCCAUCAAAGCAAGAGUAGCUCCCAGGGUGGAGGUGUUUCUGGACACCAGCGUAUGGUAACGUCUGCUUAUUCAGAGAGGGAUAAUGGGUUGGGGAGCAGUCACUCCACUAAUGGCUCCAUGGCACCCUUUGCUGUUACACACGCAGGGAGUGAUGGGGGCAAACCCAGCAUAGACCACGGCAGAAGUGCUACGCCUGGACAGUACACCAAUGUCAAGAUGAGUAACGAAGCUCAGGGUUUCAGACAGAAUCUCAUUCCUCUGGCCCACACUGAGGACUUUAAAAGUGCUUUUCAGAUGAACCCUAGUUCUGGUAUGGGUGAUGGUGGCCCUGUGCGAUCCCCGUUCUCACCUAUGCAGCAUCGGCCAACCAAAUUUGACUCCCAACAUCCGCCAAGUCCUGACACCACUCGAGGCCACAAGUCUGGAGGGUCCAGUGGCACUAGACGUGUGCAUGUCUUCGGUGGCCCCCCUAGCGGGCUCCUGCAGCCCAGAACUAGAUGGUAUGCUCCAGAACCACGCUCCCCAAUGACCCUCAGUCAGAGAUACCAAAACCUCAAAGCCAGUAAAGCUGUUCAUUCAAGUCCAAUCCAAAGUUCUGGGCGUAAUGAAAUGUCCCAACAAGGCUCCUCAAGUAACACCAUUACUACUGCCAAUGGUCACUUUAUUCUGAACUCUGGCCUCCAAAGCUCAGUCGGCUCUCAGAGAAGAGGAAACUUUCAGAGACAGGAUCUUGGAAAAGGUGCUCGUAUUCAAACCAGAUUUGGUUAUGUCAGAGUACCACUGUCAGCUGUGAAUUUCCCAGGUCAUACUGGUCCUGAUGGAAGACGCACAAGUUACUCUACCAGUGGCUCAAUGGUGCCCCCUGCUGUUCUAAAAAGACUUUCAGAGUUGGAUCUCAGACUGGCCCGUUUGACCCAGACAAAAAGUUCCACAAGUAGCUAUGUGAUUGGCACUCGAGUGAAAUCGCCCUCCAGCUCAAAGAAGAUAAAACCCAUGAGCAAGUUCAAGCCCGUCAACCCGGCUGACAUCGGUGGAAGUGCUGCAUUCAGAGCAAAUAAGCCUCGGUCUCCUUCAGAAUCUAAUAAAAAAAAUGUUGUUCCAGGCAGACAGAGGAAUGGAUUUCUAGACUCUGCUGGUGUGCGUAGUGUGGCUCAACACAGGCUAGGUAACACCGCUUCCACUAAAAUUCUCGAUUCUUCUGUUCGCAGUUCGGAGUCGGAUCAACGUGAGCCAAGCAAACUGAAUGCAAAACACAUCAGUAGACUAAGUCUUACUCAAAUCACCAAGAAAAUGUUGGCGCUAAGUCAAUCUAUGAAGAGUGAGUCAAGCAAUCCGUCUUCUCAAAGCACAGGUCAAUUUCCUGCCCAGCAGACAACAAGCAACACUAAGGGUGUGGGCAAAAGCAGGUGGAUCCGUCAGACCCUAAAAGCUUCGAUGACCCACAGGCAGAGGAACCUGGGCCCAAGUGAUCAGCAUCCCAAGCAAAGUCAAAAAGCCCAACAGAAUACAACUAGUGACUCCAUUAUCCACAGUCACCUUACUCCAAGAUCGGGCCAUCAAAGCAAGAGUAGCUCCCAGGGUGGAGGUGUUUCUGGACACCAGCGUAUGGUAACGUCUGCUUAUUCAGAGAGGGAUAAUGGGUUGGGGAGCAGUCACUCCACUAAUGGCUCCAUGGCGCCCUCUGCUGUUACACACGCAGGGAGUGAUGGGGGCAAACCCAGCAUAGACCUAAAGACUGUCCUGUUAGAUCCAAGAACUGCAAAUGUAACCCAGAACACAAAAUCCACAAGUAGCUUUGUGGCUGGCAGACGUGUGAUUAUAAAAGAAGAGGUAAAGCUUUAGUCAGACCACUUUCCACCCCAGAAUCCUUACAGCAGAGUAAGACCAUAAUUAACUUGAAACCUCAACAACUCUGAUGUUGGUGCUGUCUGAGUGCAGUGAAGACUGUCUGGUCCUGGUUGGUGCUGUCUGAAUGCUGGUGAUUUUUAUGUCCAGGCCAUUUGUAACUCCACGUGAAGCAGUCCAAGACACUCAAAAGCUUUGGCUCCAUUCCAUCUGGACAUGCCACUACAGUAUUCUCCAAACCCUGAGAUGGCUCAACACAAGUAAUCCCCCAUUAAUUUAUGAUGACUGACAGUUCCAGGUUUCUCCAGAGGGAACGCUUUGGAUGUGACUAAAAAGGCAGACUGGUUGGACUGGACUAUAGCUUGGACUCCAGAUGGUCUUUUUUGUGAUCCUGCUUAUUGCAACUUUAAUGAUUUCUGCUCAAGAGAUUCUGAAUGUUUCUGUGAAACGGAUCCAAAUCAAGGUUGCAAUAAAUUGUUCAAACUUUAA
This is a messenger RNA of Clupea harengus (Atlantic herring), 2750 nucleotides long. RefSeq lists its product as uncharacterized. The transcript has 2 exons. The record is from RefSeq and is a predicted model, not a curated record. The coding region runs from base 153 to 2258 and encodes 701 amino acids. NCBI's taxonomy places the organism in Eukaryota, Metazoa, Chordata, Actinopteri, Clupeiformes, Clupeidae.